This is a messenger RNA of Cuscuta campestris, 1989 nucleotides long. The record is from the annotation of a GenBank genome assembly. Lineage: Eukaryota; Viridiplantae; Streptophyta; Magnoliopsida; Solanales; Convolvulaceae.
GAGAAGGGAUCGCUGACCCGCUACCGCCGCCGCUCCAGCGCCGCUGCUUCAGUCGCCGGAAAUAGAACUGCCGCUAGAACACCACUGUCUGCCGCCACCGCCGUUCGCCGUAGGAACUGACUGCUGCCACGAGCCGGAGGCCGCUGGGUAGCCGCUGCUUUGCUGCCGAGUUGGCCGAUAUCUUCUUGAGAAUUUGAUUUGUCUAAUUCGUCAAUAAAUUGAGGUAACAGGAACGAUGAAUAAUGAGACAGUCUUGGAGGCAGCGAGGGCGAAGAGAUAGAUGGAUGCUACCUGGAGGAGUUAUCUAAUUUAAUAUUUAAGUUUGAAUUAUUAUAUUCUUAAGGGCAAGAACCCAAAGUUGUAUUCUGAUCAAUGAGUCGUCAAUUUCAUAUGGUGCUACACGCUGUAAUGAAGAUAGGCAAGUACUACAUUAAGCAAGUUGACUCAACUAUAAGCUAUGCUAGAGAUAAUAGAUGGAAAUGGAAAGGUGAUAUUAGCACUAAUGUCUUAGCCACUUGUGAUCCCAGUCUCCACUUCAAUUAUGUUUUGCCUGGUUGGGAGGGAUCUACUUCCGAUCCUCGCAUCCUCGGGGAUGCCCUUCGAAGGCCUAUUGGUCUAAGAGUUCCAAGAACAUCUGCCAUGGGGAAGAUCAAGAUCGGAAUCAACGGAUUUGGAAGGAUCGGUCGUUUGGUCGCCAGGGUAGCUCUUCAGAGCGAUGACGUUGAGCUUGUUGCCGUCAACGAUCCGUUCAUCAGCACUGAUUACAUGACAUACAUGUUCAAGUACGAUACUGUGCACGGGAAAUGGAAAAACCAUGAAUUGAAGGUCCAUGACGAAAAGACCCUUCUAUUUGGAGAGAAGGCUGUUAAAGUCUUCGGAUUGAGGAACCCGGAAGAGAUUCCAUGGGCUGAAGCUGGUGCUGAGUUUGUGGUUGAAUCUACUGGAGUGUUCACUGAUAAGGAUAAGGCUGCUGCUCACUUGAAGGGUGGUGCUAAAAAGGUUGUGAUAUCUGCUCCUAGCAAAGAUGCUCCCAUGUUUGUUGUGGGAGUAAAUGAGAAGGAAUACAAGCCAGAGCUGAACAUUGUUUCCAAUGCGAGCUGCACUACUAACUGUCUUGCUCCCUUGGCAAAGGUCAUCCAUGACAGGUUUGGCAUUGUUGAGGGUCUCAUGACCACUGUCCACUCCAUCACUGCUACUCAGAAGACUGUUGACGGUCCAUCCAUGAAAGACUGGAGAGGUGGAAGAGCUGCAUCAUUCAACAUCAUCCCUAGCAGCACUGGGGCAGCCAAGGCUGUUGGAAAGGUUCUGCCAGCUCUUAAUGGAAAACUGACUGGAAUGUCCUUCAGAGUUCCCACUGUGGAUGUUUCUGUUGUAGACCUCACUGUUAGAAUUGAGAAAAAGGCCACCUAUGAUGAUGUCAAGGCUGCCAUCAAGGAGGAGUCAGAGGGUAGCCUCAAGGGUAUUCUCGGCUACACAGAAGAAGACGUAGUGUCAUCCGACUUUGUUGGUGAUUCCAGGUCCAGCAUCUUUGAUGCCAAGGCCGGGAUAGCGUUGAACAAUAACUUCCUUAAGUUUGUUGCCUGGUAUGACAACGAAUGGGGUUACAGUUCACGAGUGAUCGAUUUGAUUCGCCACAUGCAUUCUGUGGCUCAGUAAGGCGGUCGGGGCUUUGGACGCAGUUGUUGCUCAGCCGCCCCGGAGCUCUUUCAGUUUUCUUGGCAUAUUAUGUAAUGAAUAAACAAGACAAGGGUCUUUACUCUUUUAGCUACUCUGUAGUUUUAUGGUAUGUUUUGGUUCGCAGUUUAUUUGUUUUUAUUGUGGAAAAUAGAAAGAGACUUUGUUUAGUUCUUCAGUGUGGUGUAGAGUUCUUUCUAAUAUAAAAGCAAAAUGUCUUUGGACUUGGGACAAAUACUUGUUCUAUAAAUGAUUAUAUUCUGUCGAACAUUCACUACAGAACUACUCUUUUGAAAAGAAAAAUUACUUCACUAG